GAGAGAUCGGUGCUGCUGCUGGAAGUCGGACGGCAUGAGCUCUACAUGAACCGCGUAAAAUGCUGUAAAAGACGCUGUCGGCGUUUGUGUCGCAGACUUGGGAACCGAGCGAGGACGAGCCUGAAGCGGAGCUGCUUCUUCACGACCAGGUGUAACACUGUCUUAAGCCUCAGCGGGGCAGAAUGCCGGAGCAGAGCAACGACUACCGUGUGGUGGUGUUCGGGGCAGGAGGAGUCGGGAAGAGCUCCCUGGUUCUGCGCUUUGUGAAGGGCACUUUUAGGGACACCUACAUCCCCACCGUAGAGGACACCUACCGCCAGGUGAUCAGCUGCGAUAAGAGCGUCUGCACCCUCCAGAUCACAGACACGACUGGGAGCCACCAGUUCCCGGCCAUGCAGCGUCUCUCCAUCUCCAAGGGGCACGCCUUCAUCUUGGUCUACUCCAUCACAAGCAAACAGUCCCUGGAGGAGCUCAAACCCAUCUAUCAACAGGUCUUGGCCAUAAAGGGCAAUGUUGAGGCGAUCCCCAUCAUGCUUGUGGGUAACAAGAGUGACGAGACCCAGCGAGAAGUGGAGACCAAAGACGGCGAGGCCCAAGCCAACCAGUGGAAGUGCGCCUUCAUGGAGACGUCAGCCAAGACCAACCACAAUGUCACGGAGCUCUUCCAGGAGCUCCUCAACCUGGACAAGAAGAGGAACAUGAGCCUCAACAUUGACGGCAAGCGCUCUGGGAAGCAGUCCCGCGCAGAGAGACUGAAGGGCAAGUGCAGUGUGAUGUAAAUCCCGGAGAGGAAGGGAGGGGAGGGGAUGAAAGGUGUGUGCGCGUGUGUGGAGGCAGGUGUCACUCAAAGCAAAAAUGUUUGGAUGGCAACGGGAGUUUCAGCAUCCAUAUCCUUCUCUGUUUGGGUGGUGCAAUCAUUAACACAGCGUAUAUUCAGGCUGGAGCAUACUUUCCUUUACGUUUGACUUAAUGGAGCGACAGCUGCAUGGGACGGAGUUGAGAGGGUGGAAAAACAAAACAUUUCACAUGUUUUCUCUUUCUGUUCAUGCCUUCCCUCCCUGCUCUGCUCACAACCCAAACUCUCCUUCAACAUCCCGCCCCCCCCCCGUCCUCAUAGCUACUACUAUAACUAAAAUCAUGUAGAUAUAUCGAAGUCCACAGGCUUGGCUGAGCUCCCUUAUCUGGUAAAAAACACAAUUUUCACAGACUGGCACGUCUGUCAUUCCACUGAAUUAGGGACUCAAACGUUGGAGCAUGAGCAGCAACUCAGCAAAGCAAUCAUCCCAGAGCCAUAACGGAGGAUUCUGCUGUAAAUAAACACGGAGUAUGUAAAUGUAUAUCAUUCAAACCUCCUAAUACACCACCCCAACUGGCAUAUCGGUCAGAGAAAUAGAGUCUGAAUCUCCAGCAUCAAAAUUUAAAUUUGAGGCUGGUUGGAGGAAAAACUCAUCCAUUUUCUCAUCGUAUUGUUCCACCUUAUUGAUUACAAAAAAUAAAAAAGACCCACCUUUACACUUAUUCCACUGUCUUUAUGUAAAAACAAAAAACUCACCCUUCUAAAUGUCUGGUUCAAGGAGGCAUCCAGUGGCGGGGUCUGCCCACAACGAUACAACGCAACAAUCCUUUUAAGACUCUCAUCAAGCGUAGAAAAACUGAACAGAAGGCAUCUGAGCUCUCAUCUGCCUUGUCAGCAAAGAUGGUGCACUUGGAUUAUUGUUGCCAAACUGGUGAAAACAGGGGACUUUUGGUCCCGACGUGGAGAAUCUCAGCUUUGCUCGGCACUUUUCAUGUCAAAGUCUAUAAAUGCCUUUUGUUUCUUGUUUGUUUGCUUUCUAAUGCUCAAUCGAUUUCUGUACAUUCAACAAGAAGCACACAGAAAGAAGAAGGGGUUAAAGUAACGCAUGCAUAUUAUUCAGUGAAUUGCUGUUCUGUUUUCUCUGUGGCUGGUUUGGUUGCAUUACCUCUCACACGUUUACAUUUAAUCAGGCGUCAUUGGAAACAGAAUGGACACAGAAAGGCAACGCAUGUUCACAGAUACACUCAACUAAGAGUAAAAAAAAAAGAGAAAACACAUAUAUAGCUCUCGUUGUUAACGUUGACUAACUACGUGAAGACAAACAGGACUUACUCAGCCUAAAUGCCCUCACAUUGCACUUUAUACCAUAAAUACAUUCACAACUUUUAAUUUGCAUUGUUUUUAACUGCAUUACUGAAUAGCUGAUAUGCUCUUCUGUGUGUCAGAAGUGCAUAUAAACACACUAUUAUUCAUGCUGGAGCUCUUAAAGUUAUACAGGACGGCUAAAAGCACAAUACUUUUUUACCAACAUGUUUAUCUGUGCAUUUUUGUCUUAUUUUUUAUAUAUAUAUUUUGCCUUUUUUUGUGCAAUUUCAGUCUUUAACAUCUAUUCACCAGACGUGAACCUGGGAGAGCAAUUACGUCAUGGUCAAAGGAAGGUCUCAGUUUUUUUUUAUUAUUAUUAUUAUUAUCAUUAGUUUGGUCUGGUACAUGGCACAACAAGGUUGUGGUUCUGCUGAACAACAGGGUAUCGUGACGUGACCGGUUGGCUGUGUUCGCAAAAUGUGAUGUAAUCCCGGCAGGGCGGCAGGGUGCCGAGGAGUUUCCGAUUAUUUGUCCACUUUUCUCCAUUUCUCAGGAGGUUUUAACAACAAUUUGUGUGGAGGAUAAUCAGCUUCUGUACUGUUAAAUGCAAAGACGCAGACGACUAACCCCCUUUUAACUGUGUCUGUCUUUCUGACAACAACAACAACAAAAAAGAAAAAGAAAACAGCAAAAGCACAGCAAAUGUUCUUGUCUGUGUCCCUCUGUGUCUUCACGUGUGCAGCAGGAUCAUCAACUGGGCACUUUAGGGUGACAUUUUACUUGAAGACUUGCUUAUUAAUUAGCAGUUCUUCAUUUGUAAGCCCCGUGUAAAAUGUCCUGCUUACAUAAUUCAUGUUUUCAGAUCAUCAAUAAACUAUUCCAGGUGUGUAGCUAUUGUAAAUGAGCAUAUUGAUAUCUUAAAGAGCUUCAAGUAAGAUGUUACCCAUGUAAGGAGAUACUGUAAACACUGUCUUUCUGGGAAGAAGUCCUUUGUAACCAGGAAAUGUUGCUACAGUUAAGGUUCACUGUUGCUAUGUACUGUAAUAUACAGCUUAAUAAUAAUCCUCAUGAUAUCUCGUAUUUUACACGUUCACUCUUCAGAUCUAUUAGUGACAGAAUACUAGCAAAAUGUGAAUAUGUAACUAAAGGGUCCACUUCAUUGCUGUUAAUUCUUUUGUUUCUGAAUGAAUCCAUUGUUAUAUGAUGUGUUGUACUUUGCACAAAAUGUGAGGUCCUGUUGAACUCCAAAAUCUACAUUGUAAACAUGCCCUUUACCUGUUAGAUGCCAGGGAUGAUCUCUCACACUCUUUUAUUCUCUUCUUGCGUGUGUGUGAGUGUGCGUUUGAAACGGAUAUGAUUUAAAUCACAUUUCAACAUUUGUUUAAGUUUUUAUAUUAUAUAUAUAUAUAUUAUGAUGCCAGAUAGAGUAAAUACAGCUUACACUGCAUGAAGUGGCCGUCAGAAGCAUUAAACAUAAAAAAAGAAAAAAAAAAGAUGAUCUGUAAUGAUUUUUCUGGCCCGGCUCAGCUCUGAUCUGAUGUACUACCGACAGUAGUGCACAUACUGCAUAAAUAUCAUCUCGGCUGCGCUUCUGCUCGCGUCACGUAAAUCCCAGAUUGCGUGCAAUCUGCUGCUCUGCUGACGUUAAUGGGGAGGCCGUCGUUGCUCAUGUCCCCGCAUGGACCAUGAGGAAAAACAAGGAGACGGCAUGUGAGAGUGGUGUGGACGACAACAGAGCUGGGCUAUUAAUGGACGUGGUAUGAAAACAUGAAGUUGCGCCGGCCGUGGCCUCGAUAAGAGCCAACUGAGAUGGCGUGGAGGACUCUUUGUAAAAAAGAUGACGUGCAUGCAGGGCGUCUGAGCAUCUGUUGAGUUUGUGGACUGUGCGUUAAAUGCUGGCAGGAAUCAGGACAGUCACCUCUGCCCCCUCCGCCCAUGGCUUGUCUCAUCUCAUUUGCCGGUGAAGCUUGUAUGUGCACAUUAAGCCACUCUUUUGCAUUAUUUCACUCUGGCCUACAUUAACUGUGUGUGUGUGUGUGUGUGUGUGUGUGUGUGUGUGUGUGUGUGUGUGUGUGUGUGUGUGUGUGUGUGUGUGUGUGUGUGUGUAGUUGUUGUUUCUUGCUGUACCAUCUAACGAAAUGUAUGUCAGAUGUUUGACGUUUUCCUGUGGAGAAUACACGUUCAGGAUCGCUCACCUUGCACAACACACACACUAUUAUGACACACACACAAGCUUACAAGUACCAUCCGCACAUUCCUGGUUAGAAUUAGUUCCGCUCUUGAAAAGUCGCAUAGAACACAAAUAUCUUCGGAAAUACCUUAAAAAUGUGUUCUAACGAUAUUUGCACUAAUUAAAUGAGCUAUGUGGGGAAAUAUAAAACUCAGCCAAAACAUGUAGCUCAUGUUUGAGCACAGAUUUUUGGCACCCUUUGAAUUAACUUGAAUUGAACAAUUAAAGGUAGGGUAAGCAAUUCUGCAUGACUUUUAACCCAGUGGUUUUUUUCAGCACCUUCAGUGAAUAUCACCUAACUAUUCCCCAGCUAUCAAUCUUGUUAAUCUCUCUCUGUCUCUUUUUUUCACUGGCCUUAACACAGCCCUGGAUCUGAAAACUAAAACUGCCCCCCCUCCCACACACACACGCACACGCACACACACACACACACACCACACACACACACAAAUCCCCAAAUCUCUUACUUUGUCUUAAAGAGAGGCACAAAAAAGUAGCACUCUGAAAAAAAGAAGUCAGUGAUAAGCAACUGUCUAUGAAAUGAUUCGUAUUCAUGUGCCUGCUACUAGGUUGAUGAAGACAUUAGCCCCGGUAAGACACGGUAGUGGUUGUAUCAUGCUGCGUGAAUGUUUUUCUGCUUCUGUGCAGUGCAGAAAGUGAAUGUAUCAAAUGAGUGCUGAGUAGCAUGAAACAGUAAUGGGUCAGGAGUUCUGACCAAAAUCCCACUGAACACCAGAGAUCUUAAAUCAACCCCUGCAACACAGACUCCUUUCAACAGCUUGAUGACAUAGUGGUGGAUCAGAGACAGAAACUUAAAAAAAACAACAAGAGGAGAAGAGAAAUUGCUUUUAAUAAAGGUUCUGUGACCAAACAUUACAGUUUCAAUUAAUGUGAGCCUUUCAUCUUUUGUUUACAUUCAUUAUUAUACUAAAAGGAAACCUUUGAGGCUGACGAUCGAUAAUUGCAUCGUUACGAUGAUGCACAAGGGUUUUAUUUGCAUGACUGCUUCAAGAUAAGGCUUACAGAUCAUAAUUCUAACCAGGAUUGUAAAGCAGGUGGGGAGUUAAAACAAACAUUUGGACAAACACUUCUCACACAGAUAUGUUCACUGAAGUCUUGUUUGCUCACUAGCUAUUUUUUCACUUCAUGUCAGCAAUACUUCAUAAAAAUCUACUUCAUAGCCUUUAAACUCUUGAGCUCCUUUCACAUUUCAUCUCAUGUUGGGGUUUUUUUUGUGCAUUUGUUUGUCGUUGAACAGACUGAAAUCCGUCCCUGUUCACAUCUGAUUGUAGAUAGUUGUAAAUAUUGUCCAAAGGGUUUAAUAUUUCAUAGAUGCGAGAGGAGAGCGUGUAGCGUGAGGGAUUCUGCAGUCUUCUCUUUUAGUCAAUCCAUCCGAUCAGAAGAUGGCACCAGUAAAAGACGAUCUUCUUUUGAAAACUGCUUUUGCUUUUGGGGUUUGCUGUGGUUUUCCAAGCCAGAAAAAGAACUUCAGGCAAUGAAAUCUAUGGAGACCUAAAAUGUUAGCACUUGAUGAGCAAAUAAAAUUCUUCACGAGACUGUAAUUCAGUUAAUAGUCAACAUUAAGAGAAAAUUAUUUAAAAUCCUGUCACACUUCUUUACACAAAUAGGUUUUUACUGUAGGUGAGUCAUUAAAUAUUAAAAUCGUGCUUUUCCCUAAAACAGUCUUUAUUUAUCAAUAUAUUUAUAUUUUAAUUAUAUAACUGCUUCAAAUUUCAGUCUUAAAUACUUGAAGGGAUUAUGUCAUUAUAUCCACUGAACCGAAUGAGCACGUGUGUGUAACAGUUUGGGCCUUCAUAGACCGUCUCCUUGGCAGCACACAGGUUUUCAUAGGAGCAGCUGAAGAUGUUUUCAUCCACCUGUCAGGUAACAGGGUACCUACUCGUAACGUUUGCUAAAGGGUCUUGUUCUGCAGAGGGAAUGCUGCUCACGUGGGUUUUGAAAUGGUGUAAAACUGACAGAAAAAGGAGUCACCAGAACAGUAAUACAAUAAUAAAGUUUCUGAGCCGAGGCUCAUUUCCAUUGACAGGUUUCAGUCCUGUCGAGUCGCUUUUCUUGUCACGGGGUCUGAAGAAAAUCAGUGCUGGAGGACCGAAAUAGAGAAACACUCCCACUGACCCUGCUGACCUCUCUCGCUCGGCCCCGACCAUCGUCGUGUCCGAUCGCCUCAGAUCCUCACAGGCAGUUUUCUUUUCUUUUUCUUUGCAGACAGGACAUGUAAAGCGGUAACAUGUGGACUUUGUGAGUAAUGUAGUUUGGUACUAUCUUGUUGCCCUGGCCCCCUCAUUCCUGCAUGGUCCCUCUCGGUGUUCCGGCCAGCAUGAGAUCAAGGACACAAACUGUGAAUCAUCUUUGUAUUUUUUAAAGAAAUUCUUCAGCAGCAUAUAUGACUUUGAUUUGGCAAAUGGUUUAUUUCUUUGUAGUGUUUAUUGUUUUUGUAAAUGUUUCUCUUGGUUUAUUUCGUUUUUUUCUCUUUUGGGACUUUCUUUGUUAUAAUUUUAUUUAACUAAGUAUAAUGUACAGAUAUUUAUUCUAGCAAUAGUCUUCCUAUUAAGAUAUACUGUGCUGAUGCAUCUUCUGAAUAAUGGA
Molecule: messenger RNA, 6938 nt
Organism: Cololabis saira (Pacific saury)
Lineage: Eukaryota; Metazoa; Chordata; Actinopteri; Beloniformes; Belonidae
Gene: diras1b
Product: DIRAS family, GTP-binding RAS-like 1b
Exons: 3
Coding region: 183-779 (198 amino acids)
Biological process (GO): signal transduction
Cellular component (GO): plasma membrane
Molecular function (GO): GDP binding; GTP binding; GTPase activity
Source: RefSeq, a predicted model, not a curated record